AUGGCUGAGCUCGAUGACGAGGAGGUUGCGGCUCCCGAGGCUGAGCCAGAGGAGGAGGUGACAGACCUGAUGGGAGCCGUGCGCGGCGUGCUGAAGAAGUCCCUGAUGGUGGACGGUGUCAUCCGCGGCCUCCAUGAGGUUGCCAAGCACGUUGAGGCCUGCAAGGCCCAGGUGGUGUUCAUGGCCGAGUCCUGCAACGAAGCAACCUACAAAAAGCUGAUCCAGGGGCUUUGUGUGGAGAAGAACGUGCCUGUGAUUGAUGUUCCAGACAACAAGAGCCUCGGCGAGUGGGCAGGCCUUUGCAAGAUCGACAAGGAUGGCAUGCCCAGAAAGGUUGUUGGUGCCAGCUGCGUUGCUGUGGUGGACUUUGGAGAGGAGGGCGAGGCCUACAACUACAUGAUGAAGCACCUCGGUAAGUGA
This is a messenger RNA of Symbiodinium pilosum, 420 nucleotides long. NCBI's taxonomy places the organism in Eukaryota, Dinophyceae, Suessiales, Symbiodiniaceae. The record is from the annotation of a GenBank genome assembly.